ACCAAACUUAUAUACAAAGUCGACAUUCACAACAAAUAUUCAACAAAACUCAAUCAAAAUUCAAAACCCAUGGCAUUUACUUCUCCUCCUUCGUAUAGUUCCCAAAACGCGACAUAUUGGCGUACUCUUAUCGGGUUAUAUUAUAUAUUUACACUUGUGCACACGGCAGUCUCAACACCACCCGAAGAUCCUGUCAAAUGUGUGUCGGGAAACACGAAUUGUACCGUCACCAACUCAUACGGAGCCUUCCCUGACCGGUCCACAUGUCUAGCCGCCAACGUGGCAUACCCAAAAACCGAAGCCGAGCUUGUCUCUGUCGUGGCUGCAGCCACUCAAGCAGGACGGAAAAUGCGUGUAACCACUCGAUAUUCCCAUAGCAUUACUAAGCUUGUGUGUACCGACGGGACCGACGGAUUGUUCAUAAGCACAAAGUUUCUAGACCACACGGUAAAAGCAGAUGCAACGGCCAUGACCUUGACGGUUGAGAGUGGCGUGACGCUUAGGCAGUUAAUCGCUGAAGCGGCUAAAAUUGGAUUAGCGUUGCCGUAUGCACCGUAUUGGUGGGGGCUGACCGUGGGUGGUAUGAUGGGAACGGGUGCUCAUGGAAGCUCAUUGUGGGGCAAAGGAAGUGCGGUCCAUGAUUAUGUGACCGAGAUCAGGAUGGUUAGUCCAGGUUCAGUCAACGAUGGGUUUGCAAAGAUUAGAGUUUUAACCGAGACUACGACUCCUAACGAGUUCAACGCGGCUAAGGUCUCUCUUGGCGUCCUUGGAGUUAUCUCUCAGGUGACUUUUAAAUUGCAACCGAUGUUCAAGAGAUCGCUAACAUAUACUAUGAGAAAUGAUUCGGAUUUUGAAGAUCAAGCCGUGACUUUUGGAAAGAAACACGAGUUUGCGGAUUUCAUAUGGUUACCAAGCCAAGGCAAAGUGGUGUAUCGAAGAGAUGACCGAGUAGCGGUCAACACGUCGGGCAACGAGGAGACGCAAGAGACGUUCAGAGAUGCGAAUGGGAAGUGUGUGGGAGCCACACUAAUUUCAUCUACACUGUUUGCUACCUCAUACGGUUUGACCAACAAUGGCAUUAUAUUCACUGGUUAUCCGGUCGUCGGAAGCCAAAACCGUAUGAUGUCGUCGGGAUCGUGUCUAGACAGCCGUCAAGAUGGGUUGAUCACGGCGUGUGCGUGGGACUCACGUAUAAAAGGCGAAUUUUUUCAUCAAACAACUUUCAGUGUCCCUCUCACCCACGUUAAAAGUUUUAUCAACGACAUCAAAUCACUUGUAAAAAUCGAAUCAAAAGCUCUGUGUGGCCUUGAGCUUCACUAUGGUAUUCUUAUGCGUUACGUCAAAUCAUCUCCCGCUUAUCUAGGAAAAAAAAUCGAAGCCCUCGACUUUGACAUAACAUACUAUCGAGCUAAGGACCCGUUAACACCGCGACUAUAUGAAGAUUUUAUAGAAGAAAUCGAGCAAGUUGCAUUGUUCAAAUAUAACGCAUUGCCACACUGGGGAAAGAAUAGAAACUUGGCGUUUGAUGGAGUAAUUAAAAAGUACAAUAACGCUCUUGCAUUCUUGAAAGUAAAGGAGAGUUAUGAUCCGAAAGGUUUAUUCUCGAGCGAAUGGACGGAUCAGAUCCUAGGGAUCAAAGGAAAUGUAACAAUAGUAAAAGAUGGAUGUGCAUUGGAGGGUUUGUGUAUAUGUUCGAAGGAUGCUCACUGUGCUCCGGCCAAAGGCUAUUUGUGCCGACCGGGAAAAGUUUACAAAGAGGCUAGGGUUUGUACACGGGUCAUUGGCACAAGUGUGAUUUAAACAGUAAGUUAUUAUUAAUCAUCAUUGCUUCUUCUAUCAGAUUGCCAUCGUCUUUAUUUGUGGGUAGCUAAUAAUCGUGAUAGAUUAUUUCUAUUUUGUUGUUGUAAUAAUAAUAAUAGUGUCGGGUUGCAAUAAAUUUUGGAAUUUUCAUGAGGUACCGAAGCCUAAUAAUUUUGCAUA
Molecule: messenger RNA, 1980 nt
Organism: Camelina sativa (false flax)
Lineage: Eukaryota; Viridiplantae; Streptophyta; Magnoliopsida; Brassicales; Brassicaceae
Source: RefSeq, a predicted model, not a curated record